This is a messenger RNA of Penicillium robsamsonii, 219 nucleotides long. RefSeq lists its product as uncharacterized. The record is from RefSeq and is a predicted model, not a curated record. NCBI's taxonomy places the organism in Eukaryota, Fungi, Ascomycota, Eurotiomycetes, Eurotiales, Aspergillaceae. The coding region runs from base 1 to 219 and encodes 72 amino acids. The transcript has a single exon.
AUGUCUCCCACGAUCCAAGACCAACGCCGCUUUGUCUCAGUGUGGCCGCGAGCCAUGGGGGUGUUGGCUAGGAUCUGGGUUUCGCUGCAGCCUGCCAGCAUUCCGAUGGGAGACGUAUGUGUUCUGCUGGAAGAAUGGGGACUAUGUUGUUAUGUGAAGCUGGUUGUUGGGAGUGUGAUCGAGGAGGCGUGUGAUCGUGAUCUGGGCACAGCUCCAUGA